CACACACAUAAAUACAGGGAGAGUGAGAGUUGAAGAGAGAAUUGAAAACUGUAGAAGAAGAAGAGGAGCAAAGAAGAAUGGGGGCUUACAGAGCGGAAGACGAUUACGACUACUUGUUCAAGGUGGUGCUGAUCCGCGACUCCGGCGUCGAAAAAUCCAACCUUCUAUCCAGGUUCACCCGCGACGAAUUCAGCCUGGAAUCCAAGUCCACCAUCGGUGUCGAGUUCGCCACUCGAACCAUCCACGUAGCAGACAAGGUCGUCAAGGCCCAGAUUUGGGACACCGCCGGACAAGAACGAUACCGUGCAAUCACCAGUGCGUAUUACCGGGGAGCUGUCGGUGCAUUGCUCGUGUACGAUGUGACGCGACAAACAACCUUGGAAAACGCGCGAGAUGGUUAA
Ipomoea nil (Japanese morning glory) is the source of this 401-nucleotide messenger RNA. Its product is annotated as ras-related protein RABA1f-like. The record is from RefSeq and is a predicted model, not a curated record. The transcript is spliced from 2 exons. Gene Ontology annotation, cellular component: endosome. Gene Ontology annotation, molecular function: GTP binding; GTPase activity. Bases 78 to 401 code for a protein of 107 amino acids. NCBI's taxonomy places the organism in Eukaryota, Viridiplantae, Streptophyta, Magnoliopsida, Solanales, Convolvulaceae.